Molecule: messenger RNA, 324 nt
Organism: Candidozyma pseudohaemuli
Lineage: Eukaryota; Fungi; Ascomycota; Pichiomycetes; Serinales; Metschnikowiaceae
Gene: RPL43A
Product: 60S ribosomal eL43 domain-containing protein
Exons: 2
Coding region: 1-324 (107 amino acids)
Biological process (GO): translation
Cellular component (GO): ribosome
Molecular function (GO): structural constituent of ribosome
Source: RefSeq, a predicted model, not a curated record
AUGUUUGCCACUGAAGCCCGUCAAGAGGCUCCGCAGAAGCCACCAAUGACUAAGAGAACUAAGAAGGUCGGCAUCACCGGUAAGUUCGGUGUGAGAUACGGUUCGUCUUUGAGAAGACAGACCAAGAAGUUGGAGGUGCAGCAGCACGCCAAGUACGACUGCUCUUUCUGUGGUAAGAGAACCACCCAGAGAACCGCCACUGGUAUCUGGAAGUGCAAGGCCUGCAACAAGACCGUUGCUGGUGGUGCUUACACUGUGUCCACCGCCGCCGCUGCCACCGUCAGAUCGACCAUCCGUCGUUUGAGAGACUUGGCUGAGGCUUAA